AUGGCCAGGAUGGGGCCCCCAGUGCCCUUCGAGGAUGUGGCCGUGUUCUUCACCGAGGAGGAAUGGGCUCUGUUGGAUCCAGACCAAAGAGCUCUCUACUGGGAAGUGAUGCAGGAAAAUUAUGAGACUGUGGCCUCUCUGGGAGGGUGGCUAGGCCAGAACAAGGAAGAGGAGACUUUGGUGGGAAGCUCAGAUUGCCUGCAGCUGAACCGGAUGAUGUGGGGGGGAGAUGAAGUUAGCGUCCCUAGAGGCGAAGGCCAGACAGCCACCUCCAGGAGGGGCCUGUUGGAGAAAAGAGGGUCAAUCCUGAUUCCUUUUGGAGGAGGCUUCUUUGAUUUCAGCGAGUUCGCAAUCCAGCAAAGUUUUCUCCAGAAGAAUCAAGAGAUCUCAAACUUUGUGGCGAGUCUGUGCCAAACCUCCCAGUUUGAAGGGCCAGAGAAACCCACAAUGGCUGAAAGACCAUACAAGUGUAAUGAAUGCGGGAAGCGCUUUGGGAAGCGCUCCACCCUGAACACACAUGAGAGAACCCACACCGGAGAGAAGCCCUACAAGUGCUCACAUUGCGAUAUGCGAUUCCGCCAGAAUGCUCACCUUCAGCUUCAUGAGAGGAUACAUACCGGCGAGAAGCCCUACAAGUGCCUGCUGUGUGGGAAGAGUUACAGCCAGCGUUCCAGCCUCAUCAUCCACGAGGGAAGCCACACAGGAGUGAAGCCGUACACUUGUUCAGAGUGUGGGAAGCGUUUAAGCCAGAAGUCCACCCUCAUCCUGCAUGAGAAGAGCCAUCGGGGAGAGAAACCCUACAAAUGCCUCGAGUGCGGGAAAGGGUUCAGUUUGAGUGCGGACCUCAUAAGGCACCAGAGCAUCCACACAGGAGAGAAGCCGUACACUUGCUCCGAGUGUGGGAAAAGCUUCAGCCAGAACUCCCACCUCAUAGCACAUAUCCGCAACCACACGGGCGAGAAGCCACAUAAAUGUCUGGAGUGCGGGAAGGGUUUCAAUUGGAGCUCAGAGCUCAUCGCCCAUGAGCGGAUUCACACGGGUGAGAAACCGUACCAGUGCAUGUACUGCGAGAAGAGCUUCAGUGUCCGCUCGACUCUUAGCAAACAUGAGCGAACUCACACAGGAGAAAAACCGUACGUUUGCCUACAGUGCGGGAAGGGCUUCAUCCAACGGUCCUGCUUGGUAGUGCAUGAGAGGUCCCACACGGGCGAGAGACCUUAUAUAUGUUUGGAUUGUGGGAAGUGCUACCGGGAGAAAUCCCACCUCAUUGCUCACAAGCGAACACAUAGCAGUGAAAAGCCUUAUGUGUGCCCAGAGUGUGGGAGCUGCUUCAAGGCUAAUGAGGCUCUGAUUCGCCAUCAGAGAAGCCACCUGGGUGGAAGAGGAGGCGAGGGAGCUAUCGAGACACACUGGUCCCGAGGAGCCUCGAUCCCAGGAGAUUCGGAGCGAAGGAGGAGGAGAGCACCAACCCCGCUCAGCCAGCCCGGGCACUUUGUGAAUAGAGGACUAUUACAAGGCCAUGGGGGUGAACUGAGAGACUCUGCCACUCCUCAAGAAACUUCAGACUCUGAUGAGGAGGAUUCGAAAACAGUGCGAGACGAGAUAGAUGAACUGAAAAGGGGGGUGACCCAGGUGGUGUGGGGGCUGCAGGAACUGAAGAGGUGCUUGCCAGGGGAGGAUGCCCGGCAGCGACGGGAUCUUGCAGGGAAUGGGGGCACCCUGCUCCAACCAACGCCCCCGCAACCUCUAUCCUACCAUGGAGACACCAAGGAUUGCAAACAGGUACCCCACAAGGACUGGAUAGGCCGGCUGUCCCACCCCGGAGGGAUCCGAUGGGGUUACAACCAGCUGGCCCCCCACCCCCUGGCGGCCCAGCUGGGUCAUAGGCAGUAG
Eublepharis macularius is the source of this 1893-nucleotide messenger RNA. Its product is annotated as zinc finger protein 436-like. Lineage: Eukaryota; Metazoa; Chordata; Lepidosauria; Squamata; Eublepharidae. Gene Ontology annotation, molecular function: RNA polymerase II cis-regulatory region sequence-specific DNA binding; DNA-binding transcription factor activity. The transcript is spliced from 4 exons. The record is from RefSeq and is a predicted model, not a curated record. The coding region runs from base 1 to 1893 and encodes 630 amino acids. Gene Ontology annotation, biological process: regulation of transcription by RNA polymerase II.